AUGUCUGAGACUUCAAGCAGAAGACUGGAGUCGCUGCCUGACGAGAUCAGAUCCCAUAUCUUAACUUAUCUCAUGCGCCCUCCACCAUCUUGGGACUGGCAGAAGAAUACGCUUGACACCAAUUUGACAAACGCAUCUGACUUGAGAAGCAAACCCUUGAAGUCUCUGAUCCUUGUAUCCAAGACCUGGUAUCGAUUGGUCUCGCCGCUGCUGUACACCCAUCUGCGACUCCGGCUUCAGACUCAUAUAGCGCCGGCCGAACCGUCAUUGCUUGCACCAAAGCUCAAGACUAUAAGUGCUAACUUCAAAGAAUGGCUGUUCAAUGACCCAGGCUAUCCACGCGACAUUCGUCUCCCAUAUAGGCAUGUUUGGCAAGAUGCAAGAACGGACAAAGCUGCGGCAUGGAUGACUACACUAGAUGAACAAUUGUCCAGCCUUUUCUCAUUUCUCGACUCACCAAACAAUGGCAGCGCUAGUCAUAGUGUACAGUCUCUAACCAUCGUCGCUACUGGAGAGCUCAGCAAGAACGAUCUUGACUACAUCCGUGAUGAAGUACACUGUUUGAUUGCAACGACGGCCUUCUGGAACCUGCUAUUCGAGAAGCUUGACCCUGCAAGAGUCUCGGUACUGGCUCCACCGAGUACGCUCGCUUGUCUUCUGGGUUGCAGUAUGAACAUGUUGGAUGCUUGGGCAUUUCCGGGCAUGGCUAUGCAGUUGGUCUCGGUCUGGAGGGAGCCGAGGCCUAUGGAAGUCGCCGACCAACGUCAAUCACCUUCUGAAAACUACUACGACUUCCUGAAGCCAGUGGAGCUGGUCAUGGAACCCAAUGAGUACGGUAGACCCGCUCUGUCCAGUUUGAUCUACAUUAGACCCUGGACCCAUUUGGCUGUCAACGAAGGAUCCUUCCUCGAAGCUUACUCAACGUACGAGUAUUUUCACAAGAAUCCCCCUGGCAUCUUGGCAUCGGUAGGCAGAGCGUUCCGACUCGAAAUGGAGAUGUGGUCGGUAGCAUACAAGGCUGUGUUCCCUUUUGGUAACCAUAUCGGCUCGCCACUCGACCGAAUCACAUACAAGGGUAAUUCAUCGAACGUGCGAAAACUUUACGUCAAGUUGGCGCCCAAUCCGGAUGAUACAAUCCUGGAUGAUCCGACUCAAGUCGGCAAAGCAGACAUUGCCGAUUGCUGGCGUGAAGUUGAGUCUGCGUACAGAUUCUUGACAGAUCCUGCUCUCAGAGGCGACCCGGAUUUUGCACAAUCUGGAACGGGCAGAGAGCUUGAGAUGUUUGGGUUCGGUGAUGGCAGUAUUGCUUCAAUCAGGGAGACAGUUAACACCUCGCUGGCCACUGCAGAAUGGCAAGAGGUGGCCAGCAAUGAGUGGCACAGCUCUCGACUAUUGUCUCGAUUAGGAAGGUCGGUGAACGGUGCUCAGGGUAUCGCUAGAGGGUUGGACGACAUGCAGAUCGAGUAA
This is a messenger RNA of Aureobasidium melanogenum CBS 110374, 1467 nucleotides long. RefSeq lists its product as uncharacterized. The coding region runs from base 1 to 1467 and encodes 488 amino acids. Lineage: Eukaryota; Fungi; Ascomycota; Dothideomycetes; Dothideales; Saccotheciaceae. The record is from RefSeq and is a predicted model, not a curated record. The transcript has a single exon.